Messenger RNA from Heterostelium album PN500, 654 nucleotides. RefSeq lists its product as uncharacterized. NCBI's taxonomy places the organism in Eukaryota, Evosea, Eumycetozoa, Acytosteliales, Acytosteliaceae. The record is from RefSeq and is a predicted model, not a curated record. The transcript is spliced from 2 exons. Bases 1 to 654 code for a protein of 217 amino acids.
AUGAGUUCUUCAGAUAAUAAUAAUUUAGAUAUCACUGGUGAUGAUAAACCAAAUUGGAGAGAUAAUGGUGUUAAAGUAAUAAAGAGUAAUCAAUUAGAUUCCAAUACUGCACAGACACCUGGAAUGCAUCGUGCUGCCGCCAUCAACGCUGCGAGAGUCGGUGCACAAAAGAUAUGGGCAGGUACCGUUACUAUUCAUGCCAAUGCGAAAACCGGUGCUCAUCAUCAUGGUGCAUUGGAAUCUGUUAUUUUUGUUAUUAGGGGUAAGGCAAGAUUGAGAUGGGGUGAGAAACUUGAAUAUGUGGCCGAAGCUGAACCCGGUGAUUUUAUCUUUGUUCCACCGUAUGUACCACAUCAAGAGAUCAACGCAAGUGACAAUGAACCAUUGGAAUGUGUAUUGGUUAGAUCGGAUAAUGAAGCUGUCGUAGUCAAUUUGAACAUUGAAGCCGUCGAGAAACCAGAGAAUGUAUAUUGGAUAGAUCCAAUUCAUAAACAACAACAUGAACAUGAUCAUCAACACGAUCAUCAACACGAUCACCACGAUCACGAUCACGAUCAUGACCAUGAACAUUCUCCACAUGAAGGACAUCAUCAAGCUCAUCCAAAUCAACAUGAUAUGUGUGAUAACAGUCACGCACAUGAUAAUCAACAAUAA